Molecule: messenger RNA, 1333 nt
Organism: Nematostella vectensis (starlet sea anemone)
Lineage: Eukaryota; Metazoa; Cnidaria; Anthozoa; Actiniaria; Edwardsiidae
Exons: 4
Coding region: 128-535 (135 amino acids)
Source: RefSeq, a predicted model, not a curated record
AUAGACCAAAACUGGAAUUCGACUCUGCCAAAUUUUCGUCUUUAAUAAGACUUCUUUGGCGCAGACAUUCAUAUCUUGAAUUAAAUGUUGUUUUUUUUAUUUAAGCUUAACUUAACUUUAAGCUUAUAUGUCGCUUUUUGAUUUACAGCAUGUGAAAAGUGUAAAGGUCACGGCCAUAAGGCUGAAAAAUGUCCCACUGACGGGACAAAUAAUAAUGUGCGCUGUUAUAGGUGUCGGGGGCAGGGGCACAAAAAAAAACAAUGCCCCACACGACCUAAAAAGAAGAACAACAACAAGAAGAAAAGAGGCAAUGCAGCUGCAGGCGGUGGCAGUGAUGGCCACAAUGGUGGAUCGUGUUCGCAGCAGUUCUCGAAGGAACAAGUCAUGUUUAAUUCAGGCAUGCGCCGCCAGUGAAGUUGUUGGCGAUAAGAGAGGAAGAGCCAAUAAAAUUAGAGAUGGCAGAAGGUUUCACGGAGGAAGAAAAAUCAGAGUGCAUGAGAAUGCAGCAAGAACAUUUAAACUGCGCACAGGCUGAGCGGAAAGCAUGUUCAAGGGCUAAAGAUGCAUUAGGUAACAGAGAAAGUGAAAACCGUCGCGGGCCUUGUUCAUGCUUUCUUUGUUUUGUUUAUCAACCUCCGGAAAUGAUUUAAAAUGUGGCUCUUCUUGAAACUUUAACUACUCAUGCUAACCCUCUAAUUGGACACCAGUCUGAAUUCUGGGGGAUCUAACUUUCAUUUAAUUUGCUCGAAAAACCAGCCUGCUGUCAAUAAGCAGUAUUUCUCGAUUAGACAGUAUUUCCCGAUCAGACCUAUCUCUAAAUCCUUGCUUGAUCAUAUUUUUGUUUCCAGCUCUGAUUUUGUUAUUGAAUCUGGAACUGCUCCUCAUUGUUUGAGUGAUCACCUUCCCGUUUAUGUUGCAUGAAAAUUUAGAGUCAGUCUAGACCGCCUGGUCAUAUAACAUCUUGCUUACGCUCGCGGAAACAUUUUUGUGUUGAUGCCUUUUUGCAUGACUUAUCUUUAGCACCCUGAAGUACGUUAGUCAUGUUCAAUGAAGCAAACCUUGCACUUGAACAAUUGUUCUCAAUUGUCAAAAGCGUACUUAACCAACAUGCGCCGCUAAAGGAACAUCGGGGCAAGCGUAAGGCCUGGCUGGUUUAUGAGUGAAAUAAAUAGCGCCAUAAAAUAGUGUUAUCGCUUGCAUUGUUAUGCAAUACAAACGCAAUCGCCAGCCGCAUUGGAUGCUUAAUGACACGCGCUCAAUUCUGUUGUACAUCUCAUAAAGAAAAGUAAAAAGUCGUACUAUAAAGCAAUAAAAAAUCUUGAUAAACCUAAAA